Felis catus (domestic cat) is the source of this 2161-nucleotide messenger RNA. RefSeq lists its product as uncharacterized. The coding region runs from base 829 to 1653 and encodes 274 amino acids. The record is from RefSeq and is a predicted model, not a curated record. The transcript is spliced from 5 exons. Lineage: Eukaryota; Metazoa; Chordata; Mammalia; Carnivora; Felidae.
CCAAAAGGUGGGCCUUAAAAAUGGCUACAAAUGAAUUUAGAGAACUUGAAUUUUGAAUUAAAACAGAAGUUGUUUGGUAGUCUAUUAAUAGCAGAUGAUUAAGCACGUAUCUUAUUUCAACUGGAAUUCUUUUACAAGCACUUAAACGUACUAAACUGGCCACUAAUCCCAAAUCUGUGUCUGCUUCUGGGAAAAAAAAAAAAAACGCUUUCAUAAUAAAGACAAGUUAAGAGCGUGACCGUCAACGCAUUCCUUCAGGUAAGGUCCAUUUUCAUUAGAACCUCGGGGGCGGCCGGGGGGAGGGGUCCUGGGACCCCGGUCGCCUCCCGGGACAAUCGCCCAGCGGAAUGCGGCGCCGCGCGAGGCAGGGUCCCCGAGCCCGCGGCGCCCCCCGGACGCACCUGGCGCGGCCCGAGCACAGCGCGCCGCUCGCCCACCUCCUCGCAGGCAGGAAAGUGGCGCUGCUCCCGGGCCCCCGAGAGCCCGGGCGCAGCGGCCCCCCAGGGGCGGGACACUCUCCCCUCACCCCCACGUCUGGCUGUGAAACGUGUGGCUAGCAGGGCGUCACAGCGCCGGGAGGGGGAGGGUGUUCCCGCGUCAAGUCCCCUCCUCGCCCCGACCUUUCCCCGGGCGACGACCGCGAGCCGCCGCGGGGCCUCCCCGCUUCCCCGGCCUCGACCUCCCAGCCCGUGCCUUCCCGGGCCCCGAGCCUCCCGCCCUCGAACGGCGAGGCCCCGGGACCGUCCUGGACUCGCUUACCCGGGCGGAAAGGAAGAGACACUCGUCUGUUGUCCCGAAAACCCCUCAGUGCCUUGGCUUCGCGGGGAAAUGGUUGCCUUUGUGCAAGUGGAUCGGCCUGGCCUCUCUUCAUUUGCCUUGUCUUUUAUUUUUCCAAGGAAAAAAUAUCAGCAGAGAAAGUUCCAGACUUUCUCUUCCCAUGCAGCCUUGUUUUCUGUAUUUAGCAAAUGCCAAACAUCGACCAUGUCUGCAAAUUUCCUCUCGGGUGUAGAGAGCAAGAAGCUUGAAUUUCUGGUCUCUCUUGCAAUGGGGAGUGACAAGAUAGACAACGUUCUGGCCAAAGAGACAAAGGAAAUGAACAAAGGUCUACUGAGAAGACUGAUGUCGCCAUGUGCAGCCAGCAGACUCCCCGAGCCUCGGGCCUCGACCUCUUCUGGGAAGGUUCUCCUCGCUCUUACCAGACCCAGCCGUAUCACCUGCCGCCCUUCCCGGUGGCUGCCGUCCGCUGGCCGUGUGGUCACCGAAGAGCUCCGCUCCUGCUGUUUCCUCCCUGCUCCACCUGCUCUCUUCCCGACGGCCCUACAGAUGGCCAUACUCCUCCGUGGCUUCUCUCUACCUCCACUUGCUCACCUCCAGCGAUCUCCGCCAACACGCUGCGAUCAGGGACCCUGCCCCCUUGUGGGAGGAAGGCUUCGAGCAACCUCACCGUCCCGGCACCUGCCCAGGCAGCUCCUCCGGGCCGUCCAGGGCUCGCGUCACAGUCUCCCUGAAACACUCCGUCCUCAUUCUUGCUCCUGUGUGAUCACCGCCCUCGCCCUCAGCUGUCUUCUGCUCUUGCACCUGCACCUGCCCCCCCUCCCCAACCCAGCUUCCCCCAGGGGGCCGGGGGAGGGGGAGGAAGCACUCGAUCAGUGAGACUCCUUCCAUUGUAAAUUCAUGCUCACGGACCUAGGGGUGCUCCCGGCAGCCCCACUCUCUCCCACUCUACUCCCACUCUCUGCACAGACGACUUCAUACCUCCUCUCCUCUUCUCCCCGAGCCGCCCUCGCUCCCGCCCUCCCUCCCUUCUGCUCUGUGGAGCCACAUCUGACUUCAUCGAGAGAUUCCAAGCCAGCAGAGUGAGCUCCCUACCUGCCCCCGCCUGCACCUCUCUGCAUUCCUGCUGUCGAGGUGGAAGAAUCGUGCCUUCUCCCUUCUGGCUGUGAAGCUAGCUGCCCCCCCUCCCCAGCUCGGGUUCCCAUCCCUUCUAGCUUGUCACUCUUACAGGCACCCCCAUUUUCUCAACAACAGGAGGCUUCCACUGGAGGGUGAGCUGGCUCAUUAGUCAGGGACCCAAUGUCACUCAGCUUUCCCUAAAGAGAAAUGUUUCUAAUUGUCACCUGGCUAAGGAUGGUGUGGGACUUGGCGGAGGAAAGGUCUACUC